Molecule: messenger RNA, 2046 nt
Organism: Trichosporon asahii var. asahii CBS 2479
Lineage: Eukaryota; Fungi; Basidiomycota; Tremellomycetes; Trichosporonales; Trichosporonaceae
Product: guanosine-diphosphatase
Exons: 2
Coding region: 1-2046 (681 amino acids)
Biological process (GO): protein N-linked glycosylation; nucleoside diphosphate catabolic process
Cellular component (GO): membrane; Golgi apparatus
Molecular function (GO): UDP phosphatase activity; GDP phosphatase activity
Source: RefSeq, a predicted model, not a curated record
AUGACUCUGGCGUCCUCAGGUCCCUCCCGGUCGCCCUCCCCCUCCCUCUCCUCCACCCCAUCGCAGACCGACACCGACGGCCCGCCCCCUCCGCACGGCAUCGAUCUCGCCUCCCUCCGCCGACGCGUGCGCGCCGCCUCCUUCUCCUCCUCCAACUCUCCCCCUUCUCCCAAAGCGGCCAAGGACGACAUGUUCAACCGCAACAGGUACCAGCAGCUGCCGACGAACAACAACGGCCAGCGCCGCCGCGCAGGCGGAUUAACCGCUUGGAAGCGGUAUGCCCUCCUCGCCGUCGCGGGCGCUUUCAUCGUGUUCACGGCGUUCGCCCUCUUUACUCCGGGCGGCAACAACAGCGUUGGAUACGAGGAGACUCCGCAAACGUACACGCCCAACCUUGACGACACCAAGGUCGCGCAGCCGGACCAGGGCGACUACUAUGAGCAGGACGAGUACAAGUCGCCGCCGCUGCUUCCCAUCGACAGCGAGAACAAAGAGGACGAGCACAAGGACGAGACGAUGAACAUUCUCCCCGUCGGCGACCUGGACCCGACGAAGCAGAAGGGCGACGCGGCCGAGCACGACAAGGUGCCGACGCAGGACAACGGCGAGGUUCCCAAGCCCGUUGGCGGCGAGGAGGACCUCGAGGACGACAGCGGUGUUUCGAACGUCGGCUUCAACCACCCGACGUCCUUCGAGACGGACAAGGACCCGCGCACGUCGACGUACUGCACCAAGCCUUACGACCCCUCCAAGCCGAUCGUGCAGUACGUCCUCACGAUUGACGCGGGCUCGACCGGCUCACGUAUCCACGUGUACAAGUUCCACAACUGCGAGGAGAUGCCCCAGCUCGAGUACGAGACGUUCAAGAUGCUGAAUCCGGGUCUGUCGGCGUUCAAGUCUGACCCGCAGGCGGCGGCGCACUCCCUUGACCCGCUGAUGGAGGAGGCGAAGCGCGUGAUCCCCGAGGACAUGUGGGGCUGCUCUCCCGUCGAGGUCAAGGCGACUGCCGGUCUUCGCCGCCUGGGCACUAAGGAGGCUGACGCCAUUCUUGCCGCCGUCCGCUCGCAUCUCGAGAAGGACUACAAGUUCCCUGUCGGCGGCGACGACGCUGUCGAGAUCAUGGACGGCAGCAAGGAGGGUGUCUAUGCCUGGAUUACGGCCAACUACCUCCUCAAGAACAUUGGCGAGGGCACCAAGUCGAAGGAGACGCUGGCGGUGAUGGACCUCGGUGGAGCGUCGACGCAGAUCGUGUUCGAGCCGCAGUUCGCCACGCCCGACGAGCACAUGAUCGACGGCGACCACAAGUACGAGCUUUCGUUCGGCGGCAAGAACUACUCGCUCUACCAGCACUCGUACCUGAACUAUGGCCUGAUGCAGGCGCGCCGCAGCGUGCACAACCUCGUCGCGUUCACGUGGUCCUUCUCGCAGUCCACGCUCGACUGGGACAAGCUCUCGGAGAAGCACGAGAUUGCCAACCCCUGUCUCUCGCACAGCACCUCGCGCCUCGUCACGCUCGACCCGCCCGGCCGCUCCCCGGUCAAUGUGACGAUGCACGGCUCGAACGGCGACUACGACGCGUGCAACCGCCUCGUCGAGCUCGUCAUGGCGAAGGACGCCGUGUGCGAAGUCAAGCCCUGCUCCUUCAACGGCGUGUACCAGCCCGCGCUAAUCGACACCUUCCCGCGGGGCAAGUUCCUGGCCCUGUCCUACUUCUACGACCGGAUCGUGCCCCUCCUCUCCGGUUCCACGGAGGGCGGCAAGAUCACGCUGGGCGAACUGAAGAAGAUGGCGCAGGACGUGUGCGCGGGCCCAGAGAGCUGGAAGAAGCGCUGGGGCAGCGACGAGAAAGCCAUGGCCGAGCUCGAGGAUCGCCCCGAGACCUGCCUCGACCUCACGUUCAUGCACGGCCUGCUUGGGCUCGGGUACGAGCUGCACGAGGAGCGCGAGCUCCUGCUCGAGAAGAAGCUGAGCGGCGUCGAGCUCGGAUGGGCGCUGGGUGCCGGUCUCGCGCUGGUCGAGAAGGCGGAGCUCAAGUGUCUUGCGUAA